Messenger RNA from Prunus armeniaca (apricot), 837 nucleotides. NCBI's taxonomy places the organism in Eukaryota, Viridiplantae, Streptophyta, Magnoliopsida, Rosales, Rosaceae. The record is from the annotation of a GenBank genome assembly.
AUGUCGAGUUCAUCGGAGACUCUGGAGGUUUCAGGGCAAAGAGGGUUGAGGAUGGCGGAGAAGCCAUCCAGCUUCACUCAGACUUGUAGCAUGCUCUGCCAGUACCUCAAAGAGAAGGGCAGCUUUGGAGAUCUGAGCCUUGACAUGGCAUGCAACAUGCAACAAUCCAACGGGACAGGGACACCUGAGAUGUUUCAUCAGAAAGCCCCACCCAUGAAUUUCUUUCCAUUUAUGGAAAACUCAAGGAACCUGCCGGCAACUCCUGGAGACUUUAAAUCCAUGGAUUUGUUCCCUCAACAAGCUGGUUUUGGUUCCUCUGUUCCCAGAGAAGAUGUUCCCAAGAUGGCUGAUUCUAGUGUGAAGAAAUCUGCCCCAGGAGAGCCUCAAAAGGCACAAAUGACCAUCUUCUAUGGCGGACAAGUAAUCGUGUUCGAUGAUUUUCCAGCAGACAAGGCAAAGGAAGUCAUGCUCUUAGCAAGCAAGGAAAGUUCCCAUGGCCAAGCCGCUCAGGCUUCCGUUCCGGCCAAGAGUAACAAUGUGUUUGCCUCUCAUUUGGGCAAGAAUCCAAUGAAUUCCAGCAGUUCAGUUCCUCCAAGUGCUAACAUGUUUCCCAAGUUUGGCAAUCAAGUCAUUCAGGAGGCCCCUAAGCCAUCGCCUCAACCCAUUGUUUGUGAUCUACCGAUUGCAAGGAAAGCUUCACUUCACCGAUUCCUGGAGAAGAGAAAGGAUAGGAUCAACAACAAAGCACCAUACCAAACAAGCAGCCCUGCAGCCGGCCCGGCGAAGCCAGCUGAAGGCAAGUCGUGGUUAGGCUUGGCUGCUCAGCCAACCCAAUGA